Messenger RNA from Schistocerca americana (American grasshopper), 665 nucleotides. RefSeq names its product V-type proton ATPase 16 kDa proteolipid subunit-like. The transcript has 3 exons. Lineage: Eukaryota; Metazoa; Arthropoda; Insecta; Orthoptera; Acrididae. Gene Ontology annotation, molecular function: proton-transporting ATPase activity, rotational mechanism. Gene Ontology annotation, biological process: proton transmembrane transport. Gene Ontology annotation, cellular component: proton-transporting V-type ATPase, V0 domain. Bases 163 to 642 code for a protein of 159 amino acids. The record is from RefSeq and is a predicted model, not a curated record.
AGAGUUACAGUGACCAACAAGCACGAGGCUUGGAGGAUUCUGCACGUGAAUACAUCCCGUGUCGACAUCGUCUGGAGAGCUGCACACUUGCACAGUCGGCCGCCGUAGCUAGUGUGUUUUCUCCGCUUCGCAUCUUUCUUCUGAAGAUCGAAAACUGCAAAAAUGUCAUCGGGGCUGCCAGAGGAGAACCCCAUCUACGGACCGUUCUUUGGUGUCAUAGGGGCAUCGUCUGCUAUGAUAUUUUCCGCACUGGGGGCAGCCUAUGGCACCGCAAAGUCUGGCACGGGCAUAGCUUCAAUGGCAGUGAUGCGACCCGAGCUGAUCAUGAAAUCCAUCAUCCCCGUCGUCAUGGCGGGUAUCAUCGCCAUCUACGGGCUAGUCAUAGCCAUCCUGAUCGCCGGACAGAUCAAAGGUCCCAAAGAAUACUCUCUCUACAUGGGCUUCAAGCACAUGGGCGCCGGCCUCACGGUCGGCUUCAGCGGGCUGGCUGCUGGCUUCACCGUGGGCAUCGUGGGCGACGCGGGCGUGCGCGGCACAGCGCAGCAGCCGCGUCUCUUCAUCGGCAUGGUUCUCAUCCUCAUCUUCGCAGAGGUGCUGGGCCUCUACGGGCUAAUCGUCGCCAUCUUCAUGUACGCCAGCUAGCGCACCCACCGUGGAAGCUGCUC